Molecule: messenger RNA, 1593 nt
Organism: Strongylocentrotus purpuratus (purple sea urchin)
Lineage: Eukaryota; Metazoa; Echinodermata; Echinoidea; Camarodonta; Strongylocentrotidae
Product: GDP-fucose protein O-fucosyltransferase 1
Exons: 8
Coding region: 291-1475 (394 amino acids)
Biological process (GO): Notch signaling pathway; protein O-linked glycosylation via fucose
Molecular function (GO): peptide-O-fucosyltransferase activity
Source: RefSeq, a predicted model, not a curated record
UUUCCUCCGCAAAGAUACCAUAGUCAACGUCAUCAAUUCUUGCUUUGGAAGGGGGCGUGUAAUCGCAAUUCCACGGCCAGGCCCGGGGAGCUACCGGCGCAGAUUCUGCCACUGCACUCCGCCGCGCUGUCCUACCCGGGCCUGCAUGCUGCCGCCGCAACACCAGUUCCUUUCCAACGAGCUCGAUGAUAGUGCAGUCACAAUUCACCUUUUAAUUACAACCUUUAAAUUUGUGUCCACUUCCAAAUGUGUUCUGCUUCGCUGUAUUAUUAAGCUGACUAACGAUAGUAAUGGAUACUGUAAGCAAGAAGCUUUCUCUGAUGUUAUGGAGCCUCAACCUGGUGUUGCUGUUCUCACAAGUCUUCGGAUCAGAAUCCAGGGACAUUGACCCCAAUGGAUAUGUAGUCUACUGCCCCUGCAUGGGUCGUUUUGGUAACCAAGGAGAUCAUUUUCUGGGAGCUCUUUCCUUCGCCCAUGGUCUGGACCGAACUCUUAUUCUUCCACCAUGGAAUGAAUACCAUGUCCAAAGACAUGGACAGGCUGUUCAAAUUCCCUUUGACAAGUACUUCAAGGUUGACCCGCUCCGUGAAUAUCACCGGGUCAUCACGAUGGGGACCUUCAUGGAGGAGUUAGCCCCGUCUUUGUGGCCAGAAGGGAAACGUACAGGAUUGUGCUACUAUUUCAGAGAUGGAAAAGACUGCAAGAUGAAAGAAGGCAAUCCGUUCGGGCCAUUCUGGGAUAACUAUGACAUCGACUUCAACAAAUUUGCAGAAUAUAGUCCGCUUUCCUAUAACACACAUACACCGGGUGUACGAGGAAUGUGGGAAAAAAAAUUUCCAGUUUCAGAGUAUCCAGUGAUUGCGCUUUCCGGGGCUCCAGCUGGCUUCCCGGUGACACGGGAGAACAGAGAGCUCCAUCGGUAUCUGCACUGGUCUGAAAAAAUCGAGCAGCAAGCAGAUAAAUUCAUUGAAGAUAAUCUCUCAGAGGGACCAUUUGUUGGGGUGCACAUGCGACAAGGCUCAGACUGGAUUAAUGCAUGCAGGCACGUAAAUAGCACAAAGCAGCUCUUUGCCUCACCCCAAUGCCUUGGUUACCAAAAUGAAUUUGGCGACUUGACAGACGACCUCUGUAACCCGUCGUUUGACCUUGUCAAAGAACAGAUUAGAGCUGUCGUCAAAAAGAUAAAAGCUAAGGGGGUGUUUAUCGCAUCUGAUGUGGAACCGGACAUCAAGGCCCUGAAAAAGUUUCUGCCUUCAAAGGUCAAGGUGGUCCAACACAAACCAUCUAAUCCACACGUUGACCUCGCAAUUUUAGCCAAGUCUGAUCAUUACAUCUGCAACUGUAUCUCGUCAUUUUCUGCGUUUGCGAAAAGAGAGAGGGACGCAGCAGGCAAGCCCUCAUCCUUCUGGGGAUUCGGGGAAGACUACGAAAAGAUUAAGAAGAAACAAUCAAAGAAAUCCCCCGAUGAGUUAUGAGGACAGCUACACUACUUAAAUGAAACCAAAAGCAUAGUUUGAACAGUGUAUAGAAUAGUGCGGACAUUCUGUGGAAAUGCUUUGACACAGUGUGUUCAAAUUUGCAACAGGAUGAUUU